AUGGUCAAUCUGGGCGAGUAUGUUAUUCAAUACUCUGGAAAUGGCUCUGUUCUUCGCUGCCUUGCAGUUGCUGAUCGCAAUUCUUCAGGCUCUCCGGGGCAAUUAGAAGCUUUAAGACUAGCUUUGGAGCUUGCUCACACUCAGGGGAAAGUUCAUCUCUAUGAUAGGAUUCGCCAAAUAGUCACAAACCAUUUAUAACUAUUAGCAUCAAUCAGGAACUUCUUUUCUUGCAUAAAUUAUCAUAUUUUUUAUAUUAAAAUAAUAAAGCUGAUGUAAUUAAAAUUCCUAUUACUACUAAUAGUAUAGGAGAUCUCAGCUUCCUAAAUUCAGACCACUAUAUGUCCAACGACUCUUUCAAAGACUGGGAACUCCAAUUCAAAGAGCAAAUCGAAAGAAAAGAGCUUGCAGUUAACCAGGCCAAAAAUGCAGGGCUCAAAGACUCAAUGAAAAUAAGUAUUAUCGAAGAAGGCGACAUGUUUCUAGAUGCAGGAGAGCCUGGGCUUGCUUUAAAGACCUAUAUGAGGCUUAAAGACAUUCAGAGCACCAAAGAUCAACAAUAUGAGUUAUAUACCAAAAUUGCCAGAGCAGCCCUGCAAAAAUCGAACUUUUCUUAUGCCCAGAAUAUCUGUCAAAAAGCGAUAUCAGUAGGAACCGCUUCAUUGCCUCUGAAAUCUGUGGUUCAAGCUAUUGUUGGAGUUUGCCAUCUGGAAAGCAAAAACUAUAAGCAAGCAGCUCGUGCACUUUUGGAGGUAAGACAAGGACAGCUUUACCAUGAAUUUCUUACUGACUCUGAUAUAGCGAUAUAUACUUCUUUGUGUGCUUUGAUAUCAUUUGACAGAUCUGAAGUGAAAAAUGAAAUAUUGAAGUCUAAGACUUUUGGGACAUUUCUGGAAGAAGAACCAAGAUGCAUUGAAAUUCUAGAUGCUUUCUUAUCGUGCAGAUAUUUCGAUUUGAUACAGAAAUUGAAUUUGAUUAGAGAUAGCUUGAAAUAUGACUUGUUUAUAGGCACUAAAUUGUCAGAUAUUUACUUACUCGAUAUAUUGAGCUUAAAAAAAAAAUUUAUUUUUUAGAUUUUUUUGAUAAUUUAUUUAUUUUUUUAUUAAAUAGCUCGAGAAGCCAUUUUAAAUCGCUGAGAAACAAUACCUUAAGAGGUGAAGUAGCAAAAAUGGAAAUGACAACAACAUUUUUCUGAUAAGUACAGAUAAAAUUUGAUAAAUUUUAUCUAUAGGUUCUAUUUGUCAAGCCAAGCAUGAACUUGCCAUUAAAAUAUCAUCAGCCUGGCUUUUCAGAUCGCUACUUUACCUCUUUAGAUGUUGGUCCAGAGUAUCCAAAAAAAUAAUGCGAUAUAUAACCUUUUAUAUUUUUUAAAAAAAUGCUUUAAAUAGAUAUGGGAGUUAGAGAUCAAGAACAGAGCUAUUGCUGACUUUUUGAAGCCUUUCAAAAGGGUGAAACUAGAUGUUUUGGCUCAUGCAUUUAAUAGCAGUGUAGAAGAUAUCGAGAAGCAAGUUGCAAGACUUAUUAUGGACGGGACUGUGGAAGCAAGAAUAGAUAGUCUUAUUAUCUUCUUAUUAGAUAGACGGGCUCGUGCCCUUUAAUUUUUAACGAAAUCACCGAGGAUCCCCUGGGGGAUUCACCCGCUUUGCGACCUUCCUUCCGUCCGGUCUCCUCCUUGCUUCUUGUAAAAAGCUCCAGUGUUGAGUGGGGCAGGCUACGGGUUUGUGCGGCCUCCUGAGGUUGUGGAAUACGAGGUUGGCAUUCCGAAAUCCCAAAAAAUGGAAUUUCUGGUAGCCUGUCGGCAAAAAGGGUUAAGUUCAGAUCCUGGGACGUAACGCCCAGUUUCACGCUAGGCAAUUGCCCGAUUUAUCUAGGUAUUCCCUGUAGACCAGACCUUGCUGGGCUUGCCUUUCCAAAUAAGACCCUCCUUUUCCUGGAGGUAAAAACUAGUCUCGAAGUUGGGCUUGGGCUAGGCUCUGCUUCCUGCAGAAUUGGUUACCAUAGCAUUGCUGCCCACUUCAAGGCUAGAAAAACCUUGCUGGAUAUAAUUAAAUAUGUGUCGAGGCUGUAUGGCCGAGAGGCCAUACCGAGACGAAGACGACAUAUUUCAUUAUAAGAAUAGAUAGUCACAAUAAAAUCAUUCAGAGUAGAUUUGCUAACGAAAAAAUAGUCACUUAUAGAGAAGCCCUGAAUAUGGGAAAGCGGUUUCUGAGAAAUAACGAAUCAAUGCUUUUAAGAAUGAACAUGGUCCAGCAAAAGCUCAUUGUCAAAGAAGCGAAAAAAGGGCAGAGAUAA
Blepharisma stoltei is the source of this 2289-nucleotide messenger RNA. The record is from the annotation of a GenBank genome assembly. NCBI's taxonomy places the organism in Eukaryota, Ciliophora, Heterotrichea, Heterotrichida, Blepharismidae.